UCAUCAGUCAGGUGCCCAACCCUUCGUGUGCUGAAGUUCAGACCUUUCCUGGUGCUCAGGUCUCCUGCACUGAGCUGUGUGAGCUCUUCUACCCAGCAGAGCCCCUGGCAUUGACCAGCAUAGAUGAUGAGACUGGAGGAAAACUUUCAUUGGCCCCUUUGGCCAUGGGCAACUGGUCAUCAGUGAGGUGCCCAGCCCUUGGUGUGCUGAUGCUCAGGCCCUACCUGGCACCCUGGUCUCCUGCACUGAGCUGUGCUGAGCACUUCUGCCCAGGCAGGCUCCUGGCCUUGAGCGGCAUAGAUGGUGACCCUGGAGGAAGACUUGCAUCUGGCCCACUGGCGAUGGGCCUGUGUCCCUUAGCCAGGUGCUCAGGCCCUGGUGAGCUGAAGCUCAGGCCCUUCCUGGCACCCUGGUCUCCUGCACUGAGCUGUGUGAGCUCUUCUGCUCAGGUGGGUCCCCUGGCAUUGACUGGCAUAGUGAGCUCUUCUGUGCAGGUGGGCCCUUUGGCAUUGACCAGCAUAGAUGGUGAACCCAGAGGAAGACUUGCGUUGGGCCCAAUGUCUCUGGGCCUGUGUCCGUCAGCCAUGUGCCCAGCCCCUGGUGCACUGAAGCUCAGGUCCUUCUUGGCGCCCUGGUGUCCUGCACUGAGCUGUGUGAGCUCUCCUGCCAAGGUGGGCCCCAUGGCAUUGACUGGCAUAGUGAGCUCUUCAGCUCAGAAGGGCCCCUUGGCCUUGACCCGCAUAGAUGGUGAGCCUGGAGGAAGACGUGUAUUGGGCCUGCAGGCCCCAGGCAUGUGUCUGUCAGCCAGCUUCUCAGCUCCCAGUGUGCUGAAGCUCGGGCCCUUCCCGGAGCUCUUGGUUCCUGCACUGAGCUGUGUGAGCUCUUCUGCCCAGGUGGGCCUCCCAGCAUUGACUGGCGUAGGUGGUGAGCCUGGAGGAAGACUUGUGUUGGGCCUGCAGGCCCAGGGCCAGUGUCCGUCAGCCUGGUGCUCAUCCCUUGGUGUGUUGAAGCUCGGACCCUCUCUGGAACCCUGGUCUCCUGCACUGAGCUGUGUGAGCUCUUCCACUUGGGCGGGCCCCCUGGUAUUGACCUGCACAGGUGAGUGGAUUCUGCUGAUGUCCCGAGCCAUGAGCCAGGCCAUAUGGGGUCACCAGGGGUCAGCCUAUGGGAUACGAGGGUUUCCUGAGGGAGCCAACCCGCAUUUCCACGAGAGAGGCAUGAGUUUUCCAGAAGAGCAACUUUUGCUGUAA
Cebus imitator (Panamanian white-faced capuchin) is the source of this 1250-nucleotide messenger RNA. RefSeq lists its product as uncharacterized. The record is from RefSeq and is a predicted model, not a curated record. The coding region runs from base 165 to 1250 and encodes 361 amino acids. The transcript is spliced from 14 exons. NCBI's taxonomy places the organism in Eukaryota, Metazoa, Chordata, Mammalia, Primates, Cebidae.